GUCGCGGAGGUCUAAUGAUGGGGCUAGGACGCGAUUGGCUUGGUGCCUGAGGCCCGAUAGCGGACGUGGAGAGUUGCACCUUUCCACGCGGGAAUUUUGAGAAGGACAACGGACAGUCAUUGUUGGUGUUUGGAGGCAUUGCAGGGCGCGUUAGGUCAAUUGGAGAUCUGUGCACGCACAACGGCUUGGAGUUAUAUACCCCUGAGUACUCAAGCUCGUUGGUCGCGGCCUCAUUAUGUCUCUCGCACGCCCAAACUCUCGCUUCCUCGCCCGCACGAACCGCAUCUUUGCGUCGCAAACACGAGGCUACGCAGCACCUGGCGAUGGCUCGAUUCCCGCUGCUAAGAAGAAGUACAUACCCACGAACGGCACGUAUCCUCUCGGUUUCAAGGCUGGAAGUGCACAUGUUGGCGUGAAAGCUUCAAACACGCGCUUCGACGACCUCGCACUCAUUGCGUCUGAUUCACCAUGCGCCGGUGCUGCAGUGUUCACGACCAACAAGUUCCAGGCCGCACCUGUCACAGUCAGCCGAGACUUGCUGAAAAGUAGGAAUGGUGAAGGCAUUAGAUCGGUCAUCAUCAACAGCGGGUGUGCCAAUGCUGUCACCGGAAAAGGUGGCAUCGAGGACGCGACGUUGAUGGGCAGGGAGACCGAUCAGGCCUUCAUCAGGGACAACAACGGCGAGCAUGAUGGCCAAAGUCGAAGCAUAGUCAUGAGCACUGGUGUUAUCGGUCAGCGACUGCCCAUUCAGAAGAUUGUCUCGAAGAUCCCCUCCGCAUACUACAACCUCGGAGACACACACGAGCACUGGCUGGGCACUGCCAAAGCUAUCUGCACCACCGACACGUUCCCCAAGCUCGUCUCGAGAUCUUUCGCACUACCAAGCAGUCAGGAGGAGUACCACAUCGCCGGCAUGACCAAGGGCGCAGGCAUGAUCCACCCCAACAUGGCCACCUUGCUAGGUGUAAUCUGCACCGACGCGCCCAUCUCCGCCGGCCCCCUUCAAAAGGCACUUACAUCCGCCAUCACCAAGUCUUUCAAUAGCAUCUCCAUCGACGGCGACACAUCGACCAACGACACCGUCGCUAUCCUCGCCAACGGCGCAGCUGGCGGUAAGCCCAUCGACAGCACUUCAUCGCCCGACUUCGAAGCCUUCCAGGCAACGCUCACCGACUUCGCUAUCGAUCUUGCUAAGCUCGUUGUCCGUGACGGCGAGGGCGCAACGAAGUUCGUCACUAUCCGCGUCACCAACGCCGCAACCUACAAGGACGCGCACCGCGUCGCCUCGACCAUUGCUCGCUCGCCACUCGUCAAAACCGCAUUGUACGGUAAGGAUGCAAACUGGGGCCGCAUUCUGUGCGCGACUGGGUAUGCUGAGAAUGUCGACGGUGUGAUUCCGGAGGAGACGAGCGUUAGCUUCAUUCCUAGCGAUGGUAGUGAGGAGCUGAAGCUGUUGGUGAGGGGUGAGCCGGAGCAGGUCGAUGAGGAGAGGGCGGCGAAGAUACUGGAGGCCGAGGAUCUGGAGAUUAAGGUGCAAUUGAGUGAGGGCAAGUACAGCGAGGAGGCGGUGUUCUGGACGUGCGAUUUCUCGCAUGAGUAUGUCACCAUCAAUGGAGACUACCGUACAUGAGAACUGCAAUGAUGCCUGGAGAAGAGUUUGUAGCUGGCCACGUCGCAAAGCGUUGCUGAGCCUUCCAAUCAUCACACUUGCACCCAAUUGUCUCCAUUCGACAGUCCCACUCGAGCGCAGCCGUUCACACAUUGUCGUCCCUAAUUCAUCUACCUUUCUCACCGCUUUGGGGUUUUGAGUUUCGAUGAUACAUCAAGAACGGACUCAACUAAGCAAUUUGCUCUAGGUCGAGUCGAAGCUUGUCCGCUUCAGCAGAAGCUGCAAUGAAAUUCCACACUACACACGAUGAGCUCAACUAAUUUCUCUAGAAUGAGUCUGCCACCCAACAGCACAUGUAGGCGGACUACAGCUAACCCUAA
Didymella exigua CBS 183.55 is the source of this 1989-nucleotide messenger RNA. Its product is annotated as arginine biosynthesis bifunctional protein argJ. The coding region runs from base 236 to 1630 and encodes 464 amino acids. Gene Ontology annotation, cellular component: mitochondrial matrix. Gene Ontology annotation, molecular function: L-glutamate N-acetyltransferase activity, acting on acetyl-CoA as donor; L-glutamate N-acetyltransferase activity, acting on acetyl-L-ornithine as donor. Lineage: Eukaryota; Fungi; Ascomycota; Dothideomycetes; Pleosporales; Didymellaceae. The transcript is spliced from 2 exons. The record is from RefSeq and is a predicted model, not a curated record. Gene Ontology annotation, biological process: L-arginine biosynthetic process; L-ornithine biosynthetic process.